Messenger RNA from Alternaria arborescens, 1431 nucleotides. RefSeq lists its product as hypothetical. The record is from RefSeq and is a predicted model, not a curated record. Bases 1 to 1431 code for a protein of 476 amino acids. The transcript has a single exon. NCBI's taxonomy places the organism in Eukaryota, Fungi, Ascomycota, Dothideomycetes, Pleosporales, Pleosporaceae. Gene Ontology annotation, molecular function: catalytic activity.
AUGGGUCGACUGAACCUUGAUGCGUUCGGCUCGGUUGCAUUCGUGUGGAAGACGCUGGGUCUACCACAGGAAGCUCUCAACUCAUUACAUUUACCUUUAGAUGCCAAAUGCCUACCGUCCUCUUUUAAAGUCGACAUUCUCGCACAAUCCACCAUUGCAACGUCUGCAUUGGCGGCAGCUCUACUUUGGUCCGUUCGGAACGCAUCCCCAAUACCUCGGGUCACGGUUCCAGCCGAGCACGCGUGUGUCGAGUUCAAAUCUGAACGACUGUACACUGUCGACGGGAAGUCCGCGUCCCCACCCUGGGAUGCUAUUGGUGGAUUUCACAAAGCAUCUGAUGGAUAUGUGAGGAUACACGAUUCUUUCCCGAAUCAUCAUCAGAACGCACUACAUGUGCUAGGACUUCCACCAAAUGCGACGAAAGAAGAUGUCACUCGAGAAGUUUCGAAAUGGAAAGCUGUGGAAUUGGAGACCGAAGCAUGGCGACGUGGAGCAGUAAUCGCUGCGCUACGAUCUAUCGAUCAAUGGGAGGCUUUACCCCAAGCCAGCGCUAUCACGGAUACCCCUGUUCUCUUCGAGAGAAUUGCACACUGUGAGCCGCAUAUGCCACCGCAGCCAACAACGGAAAUGACGAACAAGUGCCUACACGGUGUUCGCGUUAUCGAGAUGAGCAGAGUUAUAGCCGCACCAGUGGCUGGAAAAACACUAGCUGCGCAUGGGGCCGACGUUAUAUGGAUCACAUCGCCAUCUUUGCCUGAUCUUCCUGAUCUAGAUAUCGACCUGUCGCGCGGUAAGCGCACAGUACAGCUCGAUAUCAAGAAGCCUGAAGAUAAGGCUAAGCUGCUAGAUCUACUCUCCACAGCCGACGUUUUCCUCCAGAGCUAUCGUCCUGGAAGCCUAGCGGCAAAAGGUCUCAGUGCGGCAGAGUUGAUGGAAGCGAACCCAAGACUGAUCGUGGCAAGUCUCAGCGCUUACGGCCCUGAAGGUCCUUGGUCUGAAAACCGUGGGUUUGAUUCACUUGUGCAAACUUGUUCCGGUAUUAAUGUGGCAGAGGCCGAGCACUAUGGCGCUAAUGAGCCGAUGCGCGUCCUGCCCUGUCAAGCAUUCGAUCAUGGAGCUGGUUAUCUUUUGGCGACCGGAAUCAUAGCUGCAUUAUACAAACGCGCCACUGAUGGGGGCGCCUACGAGGUCAGCGUAUCCUUAGCUGCUGUCAUGAAAUAUAUGCGGUCCUUAGGCCGAUACGAUGGCAAAAGUGGAUUCGACCGGAAAGAUUUUCAGAAGCCGGAGGAUGUCAAGCAGUAUCUAGCAUCGCGACACACACAUCUUGGGGUCCUCGAGGCAGUAAGACACUCCGCCUGCAUUGAGGGCCUGUCCGUCGGUUGGGACAUCAUGCCGAAACCAUUGGGUAGUGAUACGGCGGGUUGGCUUUGA